AUGGUCUAUGAGUACACGGGUUUCAUUGUCGAGGAGUUCGAAAGUCUCCACAGAAGACUGCGUACUCGGCUUCUGCAUGAGCAACUCCAUAGGCAUCCAACUGAGGUUUUUGGACAUACAACUGCUCACACAUUUUUUGGGACAUAUCGUGCAUGCGGGCACGAAUUCGAAAUUGGCAAGACUACUGCGACUGAAAUAGUUUAUGAAGUGUGUCGGGCCAUCAUCGCAGAGUUCCGAGAUGAAGCCUUACCGACGCUCAUGCGUGAAACCUGGGCUGAAAGCGCCGAAUUUUACGAAAUUUUCCAAAGGUACUUACGUGGCGUAGGAGCCAUCAACGGAAAACAUUUUCGUUGCGUGCGCCCAUAAGAAGUGGAAGUAGUUAUUACAACUACAAGG
Molecule: messenger RNA, 396 nt
Organism: Cylicocyclus nassatus
Lineage: Eukaryota; Metazoa; Nematoda; Chromadorea; Rhabditida; Strongylidae
Source: the annotation of a GenBank genome assembly